This is a messenger RNA of Solanum tuberosum (potato), 3110 nucleotides long. Its product is annotated as protein FAR1-RELATED SEQUENCE 5-like. The record is from RefSeq and is a predicted model, not a curated record. The coding region runs from base 1805 to 2398 and encodes 197 amino acids. The transcript has 2 exons. Lineage: Eukaryota; Viridiplantae; Streptophyta; Magnoliopsida; Solanales; Solanaceae.
GUUCUUACUCUCUUCUUGUAGUUGCAACUUUCAGUGUGAAAAAGUAUACGCAAUGUGUUCGAUAAAAUGUCUCAGUUAGAUCUUAUGGGUAUAUUAUGUAAAAAUGAAAUUCCGAAAAUGUGAGUAUUUAAUAUUCUUAAGCACACAGCAUAAAUUUAAUAAAGUUCACAAACAUUUUCUAACAAUGGUUGCCUGUGAAGUUACAACUUGAAGUUGUUGGAAUAUCAAAGUAGCAUGUCACUUUGAAGUUGUCAGAAAUCAACAACAUAUUUAGUGUAAUCUCAUAAGUAGGGUAUGUGAAGAAUAGCGUGUACGCAAAUCUUACUCUUAUCUAAAAAGGGAGAAAGGUUAUUCCCAAAAUUGAAGAAGCCAUAGUUAAUACUAAAAGAACAUGAUAAAGCAUUCUUAAAAGAAACAAUAACAAGCUUGAUAAUUGGUGGGAUUGAAAUUAUAACCUUUGAUUUUUGUGUCUUUGACGUGAUGGAGAGGAGUUGUAUGGCUAUAAUGUGUGUUACUUUUACUUAAGGUAAGGUAAAUAUGAUGGUAGAAAAAUUCUAGUUGAGAUUUAUUAGAUAGGUUGGGAUAAGUAAGAAAUAAGAAUAACAUGUUGUUAGAAUUAUGUUUGUUUGUACUAUGUAUGUGAAGUUCAAGUGUUCAACCAUGUAGACUUGCAAAAUCAAUUGAAUUGAAGUUGUCGAAAAUCACUAAUUUCAUAUGCCCUCUGAAAUUAGCCUAGUUUUGAAAGUGACCUCAGAGCUCCUACUAUGUAUUUCAGUUAUUUACUCUACUCUGUUUUUUGUUGUUGUGAACUAAUAAGAGUUUUUGUAUAUUAUUCUACAUAUUUUUCUAAGUUGGAUUCACUCCAUGUUUCUUGUUAGCCAAAACAAUUCCCGCCAAGUAUAUACAAAACAUGAUGCCUAGGUUUUCUUUCUAUUCACUCCUUGAAAUUAGAAUCAUGUAUAGUCUCAUCUCACAUAUUAUUCCCCCAUAAAUGUUAUGUAAUAUAUUAUUCAAAUUGGUUUUAUAAUCAAUUUUCUUAAAUUUAAGAUUGCAUUUCUCUUUAGCUUUAAGAUUAUCGAUUAUUUAUCUUAUAUAUACUCUUUGUAUUUUAGAUUUAUGGAGAUUGGAUCUAGUGAGUCUCAAAGUGAAUGUAAUUUGUCAAUAAAACUUGGAAUGGAAUUCGAUUCGGAUGAGCAUGCAUAUGAUUACUAUAAUGAAUACGCUAGUGCAAUUGGUUUUAGCAUAAGGAAAGAAUAUGGCUAACAAAAACAAAGCCCAAGGGUAUGUGACUUCAAGAAAGUUUACAUGUUAUAAAGAAGGGUAUAGAAACAAAAUCAAAUGAGAUAUGGUGGUUCAAAAACAUAAGCAGGAAACCUAGAACGGGGUGCUUAGCUCAUAUUAUUAUUAAUCGUCAAUUAAAUGAAAUUUUCGCAUCACUUCAUUUGAAGAGAAACAUAAUCAUCCUCUUGUUUCUCCUUCUUUGGCUCAUUUGUUACCCUCACAAAGAAAGAUAAAAGUUGCUCAAGCAUAUGAAAUUGACUUAUUAGAUGAUUCAGGAAUACGUCCUAAAGCUUCAUUUGAUUAUGCUGCUCGUCAAGUUAGAGGAGAAUCUUUUCUAGGUUACACAAAGAGAGAUCAAAAGAAUUAUCUUCGGGAUAAAAGAAAAGAAAGCUUGAAACAUGGAGUGGCUCGUAGUUUGGUAGACUAUUUUGAGAAAAGAAUACUUGAAGAUCUUGCUUUUCGGUAGUCUUUACAAUUAGAUGAUGAUGGUUUGAUAACUAAUGAAUUCUGGGCCGAUGGAAAGAUGAUAAGAGAUUAUAAGAUUUAUGGAGAUAUUGUUUCCUUUGAUACAACAUAUAGAACAAAUAAAGAGUAUCGACCUUUGGCAUUGUUUGUUGGUUUGAAUAAUAAUAGGGAAAUGGUUAUAUUUGGUGCAGCCCUUUUAUAUGAAGAAUCAACUGAAUCAUUUGAAUGGCUUUUUAAUAUAUUCUUUAGGAUUAUGUCUGCAGAUAAACCACAAACAUUUUUUACUGAUCAAGAUCCUGCUAUAUCUUCUGUUAUCUCAUUAGUAAUGCCACAGGCGUAUCAUCGCCUUUGUGUAUGGUACUUGGAAAAGAAUGUGUUUAAACAUCUUAGUCAUAUUUUUAGAGAUAAUGCAUCGUUUCCAAAAGAUUUUAGCAAAUUGCUUUAUGAUUAUGAGUAUGAAGAGGAUUUCUUAAGUGCAUGGCAGGAAAUGCUUGACAAAUAUGAUCUUGCGGAUAACAGCUGGCUGAAAACCACAUUUGCUAUAAGAGAGAAAUGGUCCAUGACAUACGGAAGAAAUACAUUCUCAGCAGGGAAGUAUACACCCCAACGAUAUUUGACAUGUUCCAAAGUGAAUGGGAAAGGUCAUUACUGAUUUCAGUAAAUGACUCCUAUAAUGAAGGAGAGUUAUGUACCUAUAAUGUUAGCACGCUUGGAAGUGUUAAGGAGCAUGUCUUGACUGUUAAGAGAUCAAUAACUCAAGUUUCUUGCAGCUGUAAAUUGUUUGAAUUUUUGGGUAUACUAUGUAGGCAUGCUUUAAAGAUCCUGGACACAUUGAAUAUAAAGGAUAGGAUUCCCAUACAAUAUAUACUAAAGAGGUGGACAAAAGAUGUUACAAAUAUAAACGAGAUGGAUGCCAUUCUAGAAGAAAAAGACAUUUAUGCCAUACUUUUAUCCAAAUUCAAGUGAAGGGCAUGAAUUGGUUGUAAAUGGUGCGAAUGAGAUGAUUGCAAAGCUAAAAGAUAUAAAGAAGAGAAAGGAAUCACCUGAUAAGUCAGCUCCAAGCAAUACAACUCAAAAUGAGCUCAGUGAAUUUAUUGACAAUACAAAUUUUACAAAGGUGACUGGAUUAAAAAGAAAGGAACCAGCUCGUCGUUCUAAUACUCGGCCAAAGAGUUUCACGGAAAAGUCCAAGAAGAAAAGUAGGACUUCAUUGCCAAAAUCUCUUCAAUGCCAAACUGAUCAGCAGUUAGAUCACCUUCCACAUUUUCAAGUCCCUUAUACACCUUUAUUAGAUACAUCAAACGCUAUGGUAUCUCACGACAUCUCAUUUAUUUCUUGUUUAUUAUAAUAAUGUGAAACUUAUG